AUGGAACGACUACAGAAGAAGCAAGCUGCCCUGCGACAAGCAAUCGAAAUAAUCAUCGCAGCGGCUAGCGACCUACUGCAAUCGCCAACCAUCCAAGUCGGUGAGCUUGAGGAACACCUCGACCUUAUCCUCGAACAAGCGGAUGUGUUGAAAUCUGUUAACGAGAGCAUCGAAAAGAAGAUAGAUCUUCAAGAAUUAGAUGCAGAAUUAGAAGCUUGCGCUGCAUACACGGAGAAGAUCUGCUCCAUCAAAACAAAGAUCAAGAGAGCUCUCAGGAGUCAGACAGCCAACGAGAGCCGGUCGACAACUCCGUCAGUCACAGUGCACGAUCUGCGGGACAUCGAAAGGCUGAGGAGCCUCUACGACGAAAUCCGGUCGGGAGUCCGAAGUCUAGAGGCGCUGGGAGUGUCGUCGAGCACCUACGGCACGUUGCUUCUCACCAUCCUUCGUAAAAGUAUCCCAAAUGCUGCACCAGCAGAGACAGCAGUGCAAUCAUCGCUUCAGGUGGGACCAGCACUGGGAAAGACCCGUGUGCUUCUGCAGACUGCACGAGCGUAUGCGGAGGGCCAGCACAACAGUGCUCUGGUGAGAAUGCUGCUUGACAGUGGCAGCCAGAGAACGUUUGUACGACAGGAUGUUUCCCGGCGCCUCAAUCUUCGCGUCAUAGGAGGGGAGAAGCUAGCUAUCUACGCCUUCGGAAGCGAGAGACCGUCUGAAGAAAGAAGGUGUCAUCGCGUGGAAUGCUGGCUGCGAAACUGGCGCAACAACACCAGAGUUCGGAUCGAAGCAUUAGAGGUGCCCGAGAUCUGCGGAGACCUCCUCCCACCACCUGACGACUGCACGGCUAGCAUCGCUCGUGAACAAGACCUCCAGCUUGCUGACUCCUUGCCUGACGGCUACCAUCCUGGUGUUGGAGUUGAGCUGCUUAUCGGGGCCGAUCACUACUGGGAUAUAGCAACAGGAAAUGUCAAGCGCCUUGGUGAGAAGCUCGUGGCCAUGGAGACUGCGUUUGGAUGGACAUCGCAGGGCACUGAGUCUACAUCGUCCGUCGCAACCUUUCUAUCGAGCACCGGAGUGAUGCGAGUAGGUGUGACCACAGCACCCGACGAAAUCUCUCGUCAACUGAGGUCAUUCUGGCAGCUGGAGCACCUUGGGAUCGUCAACGAUACACAGCUGACCGCCAAAGAAGACAGCGUUCUUCGGGCCUUUGAAGAAACCAUCACUCAGAAGAACGGUAGAUACCAAGUAGCUCUCCCAUGGAAAGAAAACGCGUCAGACUUAACAGACAACAAGAGCAUAGCAUCGCACAGACUUCACUCAUUAACGGCGAAGCUGCUCCGACAUGAAGAAACCGUUCUAGACUACGAUCAGGCAAUCAGGAACUACCUGCAAGCUGGACACGCCGAGGAAGCGAACGAACUGGGUGAGUCCCCGCUGGGGCCCAUUUACUACAUGCCGCACCGAGGUGUUGUCCGGCCUGGUAGCGAAACAACUAAGUUGAGAGUCGUAUUCGAUGCCUCCUCCAAAGCGGCGGGAAAGCUGUCACUGAACGACGUCCUCUUCGCAGGACCUAAUCUAAAUCCAAACCUAGCGGACAUCCUGAUUCGAUUCCGAGUGCAUAAUGUGGCCAUAAUGUCCGAUAUAGAAAAGGCUUUCCUUCAAAUCGAGCUUGCAGAGAGUGCGCGCGACGCUGUCCGCUUUCUGUGGUAUCAAAGUACACCAGGGCAGGGCGACGCGCUCCCUCCAAUCAAAGAGUACCGCAUGACAAGGGUGCCAUUCGGCGUUACAUGUAGCCCGUUUCUCCUCGCGGCUACCUUAAGUCAUCAUCUCAAAACGGUACAGGAGAAAUUUCCUCGCACCGCCGAGAUCCUGAGUGACAACCUGUAUGUAGACGACUUGGUUACUGGUGCCGACAGUGUAGAAGAGGCAGAGCGCAUAAUCAGGGAAUCGCAGUCCAUACUCAAGGCUGCAGGUAUGAACGUCAGGAAAUGGCGAUCAAACUACCCAGAACUGAUUGCAUCGUUUGCCGAGACUGAAAGCGCCCAAAAAACUCUACCGGAGCUAGGCCCCACAAAGAUUCUCGGUGUAGAGUGGAGGCCUGACACAGACGAAUUCGUUUUUGAGAUGACCGCCCUGAUUGGAUUUUUGGCAAGUCGGCAGGACACGAAGCGAUUCGUAUUGCAGGCCUCGGCGCGCAUUUUUGACCCAUUUGGCUUUCUCUCGGCCAUUACCAUCACGGCGAAGAUCAUGUUCCAGAGCCUCUGGGAGCGAGGUACGGCGUGGGACGAAAGGGUUCCCUCAGAUUUACAGGAGACAUGGGAUAAAUGGUGCCAACAGCUUCCUCAACUUCGGCAGGAAGAGAUGGCCGAGUACGUGCUUGCAAGAUCCUUCUCCCGAACCAAAGCGAACUGCGACGACCCGUACAAGCCUUGUACCCACUCGAGCUCAGUGACGUGCCUGCCUGUGCUAACAAUGGUGGCCGGGAAUGAGCCGGCGCUCAUUGCGGGGGAGGAUGUUGAGAAUUGGUAG
Molecule: messenger RNA, 2529 nt
Organism: Dermacentor andersoni
Lineage: Eukaryota; Metazoa; Arthropoda; Arachnida; Ixodida; Ixodidae
Source: RefSeq, a predicted model, not a curated record